This is a messenger RNA of Thamnophis elegans (Western terrestrial garter snake), 1407 nucleotides long. It is a transcript of the gene C1H11orf16, whose product is annotated as chromosome 1 C11orf16 homolog. The coding region runs from base 1 to 1407 and encodes 468 amino acids. Lineage: Eukaryota; Metazoa; Chordata; Lepidosauria; Squamata; Natricidae. The record is from RefSeq and is a predicted model, not a curated record. The transcript has 5 exons.
AUGAGCAAAUAUACCUUGUCCUCUUGGCCAUACCACAAGCACUGCUGUACGGUGCCCAAGAAUGCUGAAUCUUUUCACAGAAAUGUCAUAGUUAAUCCCAGUUCCAGCUGCAGUGGCUGCUUGUUAGCGCAUCCUUCAUAUGGCAUUAGCCCACUUCUCACAAGAAGGUGUUUGUGUUGCAGCUGCUGUCCCUUUCUUCUUAAUCCAAAAUGUAGGGCAGGACAGAAUUUGGGGAGAUCACUGGAUGUUGGUAGUCCUGUUCUGGCAAAAAAAGAAAAUGACUGUUAUUAUUACCAAGGAACAAUCAUAAAAGAUUUAGAGGAAGGUGAGCAAAGAUCAUUUCUGGUACAAUUUGCAAUGGGGCAAGAUAAACCUUAUUUGCAAAAAACAGCCGGCAGGGAUAUCUUUGAAUGUGUGAAUGGAAUGAGACAUUCCAUCCUGCCUGGUGAUAAAGUGAUGGCCCCCUGGGAACCAGAGCAGAAGAGGUAUGGGCCAGGAACUGUCCUCCAGGGCAUGGAGACCAGAGACCCUCUGCGAGAAAAAGAAGAUGAGCAAAUUACAGUCAGCUUUUGGAAUGGGAAGAAAGCCAAAGUUCCAUUAGGCCUCGCUUUAUGGAUUUCUCCAGUGCGGUGGGAGACAAUUGUAGAGAGGAUCCAUAUGCCAUACACAAGCAGGAAGCAGUUUGAGGGGCCACUUCACAGGCCUGGCUGCUACAAUUGUUCACAUGGAAUUAUUCCAGCUUGUGUUCUGUGUGAUUUCCAAAGGUGCUGGUGCACAUGUUGCUGUUUUACCCGUCCUUGCUGUGGUGAUUUUCAUCACACAUGCUUAUUGCCUAGACACAGGCAAUGUGUAUCCUGUUGCUGCCACUGCUACUCUAAAUACAGUGGCUGGUGGACAUGGCCCUCUUUAGCCGAAUUAACCUCCGGAGAUUUUAAAAAAGAAUUCACUAGUAAGCCUUGUAAGCCUACAACACCAUUCUUAGCAAUAGAAGCCUCUCCUGAAGCAGAACAUGAUACUGUGCUACCCAGUUCUUCCUCAUCCUCCUCAGAGUCUCAAUGUGAAAGGGACAAAAGUAGCACUGAGAACACAAUGGUAGAUCGUGCAGUGAACACAGAUUCUAGUCUUUUUGAAAACCUCACCUUACAGGAAACCAGAAGACCAGAGUGGAAGUACUGGAAGAGAAGCCAACCCACCUUUGUUUAUAAAAGCCAAGGAGCCAACACUGUCAGUAGCAGCUGCAGAAAAGAAAGAGCUGACAACAAAGCCAUUUCAUCUGCAGAUGGAUUUCCACCAAUUUUGUACAACCACAGUGCUAUAUUUGAAACCAUUGAACAGUCUCGUCAAAGGGAUCUUUCGAUGAAGAAAAUCUUAAGCCAUGGAAUUACUAGCUCAUCAUGGGGAGGUUAA